AUGAAUAUUUAUCCAUUGAGCAAGGACGCUCGCGUUCUUGCAGAGAAUAUUCCUCCCGAUAAAGGUAGCAAAAAAGCGAAAUCCAAGACAACUAUUGGCAAGCUCUUGCACGAUGCUUGUUUUAAUGAUAAUGAAUCUGAUGAUCGAAUUGCGGGAUAUCGCGGUGAAGACAUUGUUCAGCCAGACUCAUCACAUAUGGCUUCCAAAAGCAACGAUGCAAAACCCACUACCCUUGUAACCAAUAUUGAAGAAUUGCCUUCAAUUGACGUCAACAAUUUAAUGAAUGCUAACUCGGAGCAAAUUCGUGCAAUACCUACUGCAGCAGAAACGGUGUGCAAUAUGGAUCAGGAGGAAAAUAUCCCGACUGAAGACGAAGAUUUUCAACUUGUGCAAAAGAAACGAAAAAUUGCAACUAUUACCAGAAAACCUAAGCAACUAGCCAGCAGCAGCACACACCACCAGCAGCAACAACAACACCAACAGUAUCAACAAUACAAUCACAGCCAACCGCAACCACCACAUCAAACAACAUCGUUGACAAAUGUAGCCGCCAUUGCAUCAACGCAGCAGCACCAUGCCAACAAUUUAUCCUCAUCCACAACGCAUAUUUCUCCACAUCCUUACCAGCAACCGCCUCAACAUCAUCACCCGCAUCAGUACCAAACAACGUCACAGCACCAGCACCACCACCACCAACAGCAGCAGCAACAUCAUUCAUCCCAGCAACAUUUACAUCAUGGUGAAUUCCCGCUGCCCGAUGGUUGGGAUAUUGCCAAGGAUUUCGAUGGCAAAAUCUAUUAUAUAGAUCAUAAUACGAAAAAGACAACGUGGCUGGAUCCGAGAGACCAAUAUACCAAACCCCAAUCAUUUGAAGAUUGUGUCGGCGAUGAGCUGCCCAUUGGCUGGGAAGAAGCCUAUGACCCGAAUAUCGGCCGUUAUUAUAUCAAUCACAUUGCCCAAACCACCCAAUUGGAAGAUCCCCGCCAAGAAUGGAAAAGUGUACAGGAACAAAUGUUAAGGGAUUAUCUAUCGGCGGCCCAAGAUCAACUGGAGAAUAAACGUGAAAUGUAUGACAUUAAACAACAGCGAUUGCUAAUAGCCCAAGAGGAAUAUAAUAAUUUGAAUAAAUUGGCCGCCAGCAGAAGUAGUUUAUGUUCCUCAACAUCCUCGAUGAGUCGACAUGAUCCCGAAUUGCUGCGAGCCGAUUUGAAAUUGGCCAAAGAACGUGUCUGCCAGCUGAAACAUGAACUAAAUCACAUUACCAGCGACAUUUCGUAUACACAACGUGGCAUGAAUACCCUAUAUUCGGUGGGUGAGAAAAUCAAUGCCCGGCAAAAUGGUUGUUAUGACAUAGCCGAGGUGCAGGCGAUUCGCGAAGAAAUGCUAAAAGUUCACAAAUCGUUGGUGUCGGGCGAAAAAGUACGCGAAGAAUUAAUACGUAGUCUGGUGCAAAUAAAGAAUGAACUUAGUCGACAGCAGAUCAAUGAAGAAAAUGCAGAGUUGCUGAAUGCCUCAUCACCCUUUGAUCGGGUAUGUGUUGCGUCACAAACGGACCUGUGUGGUCCAGGGGAUAAUCUCAAUAGUGGAGCAAGGUUUGCUGAAAUGGCCAAAACAAAGCUACAAUAUACCGAAUGGCGUAAACACAUUCGACGCCUGCAACAGCAAUUGGCCGAUCAUGUGGAACGCAUAGAACCUGGUCAAUUGGAAUCCGAUAAAGAUCGGAUUUUGUUGAUUCAAGAGAAGGAGAAAUUGUUGAAUGAGCUGAAUAGCAUAUCGCUGAAGUCCCGCACCCCCGAAGAAAUCCACAUAAUACAGGAGACACGAAGAAAACUGGAAGAAGAUUUGAAGGAGGCCUACGAAGCUACCAAUCAACAAAUCAAUAAUCGCCUGCGUUUUCAUGAAGAGAAGCAACUGCUUUUGGAUAAAUUGCAAGAGGCUUUAAAAUCCACAAAAAUGCUGGAAGAACGUUUAAAAUCGUUCUCCUCGGAAAGUACAUUCUCUAUUAGCAGUGGCUCAAGUUUGGGUUCUUUGUCGACGGCGAGCAGUAAAAGUGCUCUGAGUUUUACAGAUAUUUACUUGGAUCCAUUCACUGUAGAUCCACAAAUCGAUUUGGUGGAUUUACAUCGUCGUUCACAGCGGCUAUUCCAACAACAACAGCAGCAGCAACAAAACCAACAACAACAGGUGCAAGCUUUACAACAAACCGCCAGCAGCGAACAUGUACUCGUCGGCCAUCAUCCCCAACUCCAGCAACAGCCAUCAUCCGAAAUCUCCCUGUCUCCGCGUAGCAGUCUAUCGAUGGAAACACCACCCGCAUCUCCCAUGAAAUACAACCCCGCCAACGAACAAAAUGGCUCACAACAGCAUUUGCUCAAGGAAGAGCCAACCUAUGCCAAUGCCGGAGCUGUCCUGCAAUCGUUAUAUCAACAGCCCAGUCCUGGGGGUAAUCGUACACAAACAAAUCCCUAUGAUUUGGACUCGACCGUAUUGGAUUGUAUGAUGCUGGAGGCCAGAUUGCAAAAAUUGAAUAUGUCCGCACCGCUGAACUUGGGUGCACCUCUAUCACCAAUUUCCGAAAAACCUUCACUGCUGGAUUUACCACAAGAAAUGCUAAGUCGUUCAUCGUCCACAUCGAAUACUCGAUCCGUUUCGGCGGCAGUUAGUAAUGAAUCUGUGGCCGGAGAUUCGGGAGUGUUUGAAGCUUCGCGGGCACAUUUGCCACGCAAGGAAUUGGCUCAAGUUCAAAUUGGUUUGAAAUAUCUAAAGAAGGAGGGGGUGUUGGUGGUGUCACUGGAACGUGCCAAUAAUUUGUCGGCGCUAUGGUCGGCCUCAACGGAGAACUCGCAAGUAUAUCUACGUGCCGCCUUACUGCCCAAUUCCCUGACAUCAAUACGCACAAAAGCCAUGUCCGACUUCCAGAAACCCGUUUUCAAUGACACCUUUGCGGUGCCAAUUUCCUUGGGUAAACUCUGCACCAAGAGCCUGCAUGUCACGGUGGUCAGUAUGACCGGCCAAAAGGAGGAAAUUAUUGGCACUGUCCAAAUUAGUAUGGCAGAAUUUAAUCCCGAUGACUCCACCCUUAAAUGGUAUAAUGUGUUGAGUUCGAAAUUCAUGCCCACCUUUGAGCCCAUUGAUAUGCCCUCAACAAGUGCAGCAGCGGCGGCAAAUCAUCAUCAGCAUAGCAGCACGGUAAGCGGUAGUUCUGCAAACAGCACCACCAAUGCCACAACACAUGCCUCUGCCUGCAAAGAAGAAUCUUCCGAUGAAUCGACAAUAACAUCCUCCCAAACAUCGACACUAACCCGCAAUCAGGCACCACCCUUUGAAAUGCAGGCACAAAUUGCUGAAGAUUUAAGAGAAAAUCUCGGCCUGGAUGAUGAGGAUGAAGAGGAAGACGAUGAUGAUGAAGACGAGGAGGAGGAGGAAGAAGAGGACGAAGAAGAAUUGGAGGGUGCAAUUGGAAGUGAUUUCACCAAAAAAAUGUUAGAUGCCUAUAUGGACAACAUGAAACAGGAAUAUGUUGAUAAGGAAACCAACACCGAAUGUGCCUUCCCCCCAGAAAAAUCUCGUUCUCAACAGGCCCAACAGGCGGCCGAUGAUAGACCCGUUAAGAGAUCACAAACAUUUACACCAUCUGCGGCAGUGGGUAAAAGCCGUUACAUUUGCCGUUUAAAUCGUAGCGAUUCCGAUUCUGCCAUGCAUUUUGGUGUUACGCCACAUCCUUUCCAUCGUGGAGCCGUUGAAAGGAGAUCACUGAGAUUCCAUACCAAGGCUCCCAAAACUGCCACAAAAUUAAAUCAUACUCACAUACCACGCACCAGUUUGGACCUGGAAUUAGAUCUACAGGCCCAGCAUAGUAAAUUAGAUUUCCUUAAUGAUCAAAUUGCUAAAUUGCAAAAUUUAAAAGAAGCUUUGGAAAAGGCUAGGGAUAACAAAGAUCCCUUGAUUGCCGCCUGGGCCAUUGAAAAUGAGGAAUUCCAACGUUUAGUUGAACGUGCCGAUCCCAAUAAAUGCCCCGAGGAGAAACAGUUACAAAAGCUGCUCAUGAAAACCACCAAGAAAAUCUAUAAAUUGCGCAAAACAAAAGUACCAAAGGGUUGUCCGGAUUUAGUGUCAUUCAAAGAGAAAAUUUCAUUUUUCACACGUAAAGGUUUAUCGGUACCAGAAUUACCAACCGAUUUUAUGCUAUCCGAAGCCGAUCCCAUUGAAGAAGAAGAGGAAGUUGAAGAUUUACCAGAAAACCAAAAUAAUUAUAUUGUAGAAGAGAAUGACGACGACGAAGAUGAUGAUGAGGAUUAUGAUGAUAAUGCCGCCGAAACAGCAAUUGCCAUUAAUACGGCUCUCGUAGCCAGUAGCAUAAGAAACAAGAAUCUCAAUGAGAAUCAUAUUGGUGGCGCCAGUAGCCGAAGACAAGCGGCUACACAAAAUGCCACCAAUAAAUUGCUAGCCGAAACUAGUAAUAAAAUGAAAGCAUCCGCAGCAGCAGCAACAACAUCAACUACCACAACAACAACAGAAAAUCACCAAAACACCAAAGAUCAGAAAGAUGGUAAUAAUAGUGAUGCCGCCGAUAAACAACGUUUUGAAUAUGUAGUCGAUCGUACUUAUGGUGUUGAAGUGUGA
This is a messenger RNA of Musca vetustissima, 4623 nucleotides long. RefSeq names its product protein kibra (gene kibra). The transcript is spliced from 10 exons. Gene Ontology annotation, cellular component: cytoplasm. The record is from RefSeq and is a predicted model, not a curated record. Lineage: Eukaryota; Metazoa; Arthropoda; Insecta; Diptera; Muscidae. Gene Ontology annotation, molecular function: molecular adaptor activity; kinase binding. The coding region runs from base 1 to 4623 and encodes 1540 amino acids. Gene Ontology annotation, biological process: regulation of DNA-templated transcription; negative regulation of organ growth; regulation of hippo signaling.